AUGGAUAUUAUUUUUGAAGUGAGAUAUUUUCAACUUUCAGGCGAGUGUAACGAGCCCUUAGGCUUGACGAGCGGCAAACUCAGGGAUGAUCAACUGAGUGCUUCAUCAUCGUUCGACGGAGACAGUACUGGCCCUCAACACGCAAGAGCUCGAACUCACACCGGCAGUGGAGCGUGGUGCCCUUUACACCAGGUGAACAAUACGAAUAAGGAGUGGAUUCAAAUCACGUUUGCCAAGGACACAGUGUUGACUGCCGUGGAGGUGCAAGGCCGCUUCGAUGAGGGUCGUGGUAUGGAGUUUGCUCGAGCAUUCAAGAUUGAGUAUUGGAGACCAAAUCUGAGAAGCUGGUUCUCCUACAGGAAUGAUGAUGGAAUCGAGACUCUUUUGGGCAACAGUGACACACGGACGGCCGAAAAGCGUGUGCUGGAUGCACCAAUCGUCGUUCGGCGGGUACGAAUCGUCCCGUUGUCGAACACGACGAGAACCGUCUGCCUGAGGCUCGAACUCUACGGAUGUACAUACGAAGAUCCUCUUCAAUCUUACUCAGCACCGUCAACUUCUAACAGAAGCGGUGGGAAUUUUCUGGACUCAACCUACGACGGCACUACUUCGAAUGGGAUCGCUGUCGGUGGUUUAGGCCGACUGACUGACGGUAUCGUUGGCACUGAUCCAGACCACUUCCCGCAUCAAUGGGUUGGCUGGCGAAGGUCAUCGCCGAAAGGUGGUUUUGUUAGUUUGCUGUUUACAUUUUCGCAGCUGAGGAACUUCUCUUCGGUCAGUCUGCAUGCGCUGCAUUCGUCUACGCUAGGUGCGCAGGUGUUUUCUCGAGCGCUACUCUCAUUUUCUUUCAAUGGAGCUGAUUUUUCUUCUCGUAUUGUGGAAUACGUCACCCAGACGACGAUUUCGACGUCAUGGAUUCGAAUUCCCAUUCCAAAUCGCAUUGCUUCUGUCGUGCAGCUCCGCUUAUACUUUGGGAUCGGAUCUUCUUGGCUUCUACUAUCCGAGGUUCGCUUUGAGUCGAAUGCAUAUCGGCCUGAGUUCGUUCACUUUGCCGACGCCGAUGACCAAUCGGAAAACAUCACCUACUUCUCAGUAGGCGAGUCAGACGUCGAGGGGCGAGUCGACAUCAUGUUUGUUACUAUGGCCUCUCCAUUAGCCGUCCUGUGCUUCUACCGUAAACGAGGCAAGAUCCGAACUUCUUCACCGCCCCACAGUGCUCAUCUCAGCUUUAAAGGAGGCGCUUUCAAGCCGAUUUCACCUUCUACGUUUCAAAUGGCAAGGGACAACAUGGAAAAUGCGCUACUAGAAAAAUGUCCAAUGAUCGUGAUUUCCUCGGAUUAUGCAGAACCAGAUUUCUCCUGUAGUCCUUUGUCGUCAGUUGUGAAGUACUCAGACUAUGGCGAGGUGUACUGCACAACGCUGCCCGAAAUAAACAGAAACCAACUAGUAUUUAUUGAAAAAAUUGGGCAAGGAGAAUUUGGAGAGUUACAUCGCUGCCUUCUGGAAUCGCGUCAGGUUGCUGUGAAACGUCUCAACAGCGUUUCCCACGAAGACGAAGUCGCAUUCAUGCGCGAAAUUAGAGUAUUAGGAAACCUUAAACAUCCGAACGUCGUUGAAGUGAUCGGCGUCUCGACUAUCGACAAACCGAUGAUCUGUAUAAUGGAGUACAUGGCGAAUGGCGAUCUGAAGUCGUUUAUGAGUAAGCUGGAACACGUCGACACACUCUACUGUAUCUCUGUGGCUACGCAGCUGGCUGCAGGACUGGCUUACCUGGAGUCCUGUCACUUCGUUCACAGGGAUAUUGCAGCUCGAAACUGCCUUGUUGAUGAGGAAGGGAAUGUGAAAAUCGCAGACUUUGGCAUGGCUCGCAGUUUAUAUUCUAACGAUUACUAUCUUGUAGAGGGAAUGUUUGUGUUGCCGAUUCGUUGGAUGGCGUGGGAAAGUUUGCUUUUGGGCAAAUUCUCAUCACAUAGCGACGUAUGGUCAUUUGGAGUGACACUAUGGGAGGUGUUUAGCCUGUGUCGUGAGAAGCCAUAUAGCUCUCUAACAGACGACCGAGUUCUGGAGAACAUCCAUCUUAUGAGCUCCACCUCUGUCCUGGAGCACACACUGGAGCGCCCGCCCUUGUGUCCUGAUAGCGUGUUCGCCAAUGUCUUGACGCCGUGCUGGCAAUAUGACCCUCAAUCCAGACCGUCGUUUGAAGCACUGCAUCUGCAUCUGCAGUCGCUAAUCCACACCCAGGUGACAUGA
This is a messenger RNA of Angiostrongylus costaricensis, 2250 nucleotides long. NCBI's taxonomy places the organism in Eukaryota, Metazoa, Nematoda, Chromadorea, Rhabditida, Metastrongylidae. The record is from the annotation of a GenBank genome assembly.